Messenger RNA from Carassius gibelio (silver crucian carp), 5533 nucleotides. It is a transcript of the gene hbegfb, whose product is annotated as heparin-binding EGF-like growth factor b. The coding region runs from base 158 to 829 and encodes 223 amino acids. The transcript is spliced from 6 exons. The record is from RefSeq and is a predicted model, not a curated record. Gene Ontology annotation, biological process: positive regulation of mitotic nuclear division; positive regulation of cell population proliferation; epidermal growth factor receptor signaling pathway. Lineage: Eukaryota; Metazoa; Chordata; Actinopteri; Cypriniformes; Cyprinidae.
GCUCUUGUUUCCAGCAGAACUCCGCACGAGACUUUUGACACAGUACCCAGCACGCGCAUUUAAGUCCAGAUCGCGGACGGUGCUGGAGGCAGGGAGGCAACGUUACAGCGAGACCGACUUCUGAUCCUGUAAUAUCUCGGAUUAUACUAAAAGGAGUAUGUAUACGUUACGAAUCGCGACAUUUCUCCUCUGUUGUCUCGUGUUACUCAAGGUGUGCAGUGGCGCCUCAGUGGACAGGUAUGAGAGUGCCAAACCCAGAACAACAGUGGGCAACCUCUUUCACACCCUAGAGAAAAUAAACACAACCCAGCACCAGGUGGACAGUGGGACUGUUGUGGAUGAAGAUGAUGAUGAUUACGACGAAGAUGGUGAUCUAUCUGACGAUUAUGACUCUAACCAGCCAAGAGUGGCAUUUUCCACCAAACCCAAACAUCCGUCAGUGAUUCCCACUACAGAGAAGAAGACAAAAAAAGGGAAAAGGAAGGGCAAAGGAAAAGGCAAGGGAAGAAAGAAGAACCCCUGCCUGGAGGAAUACAAAGAUUUCUGCAUUCACGGGGAGUGUCAGCAUCUGAAGGAGUUGAACACUCAUUCUUGUGUUUGUAAAGCAGGAUACUCAGGAGAGAGGUGCCAUAUAUUUACACUACCAGUUGGUAAGGAGGAACAGCGUUACAGCCGGACCACAGCUCUAGCGGUCAUCGCUGUGGUCCUGUCCCUCAUGUGUCUCACAAUCAUCGCUAUUCUGCUGGCCCUAAGGUACCACAAAAAAGAUGAUGCUGAUGUAGAAAGAGAAGAAAAGGUCAAACUCCAGGCAACAUCAGUACAGAAGUGAUAAGGGAAGAAAGGGUGAAGAAAGCCGAAAGGAUGUGUGACCCAUGGAUAGAUAGCCCCCGUUCAAACUGAUCCCAUGUCCUGCAGUCAUGGUGGCUGUCUACACUGGCAUGAAGGAUGUUUUGAAUGCUGCUUCCAUGUGCAGUACAAUGUCCUUAUCAAUGUAUUCUCCUUGUGGAGAGCAUACUGAAAGGACUGAACCGAAUGAAUGUAUUGCGACUUUAAUCAAGUUGCUUUUUUGUUUGUUGCUUAUUUAUUUAUUUCAAAAAGGGUGUUUCUAGUUCCCUUCCCAAGUCUCUCCAAUUGCGUAUACACGCUUAUGGGGGAGACUACCGUUUAAUAUUGAUACUGAAGCCGGAUUUGUUGACAAUGUGUACCUGUACAAACAAAUGGUUCUUCAACCCAUCAAAAGGGGAGGAGCCAACUACUAUUCAAGAGCCAUUCGUCAAAAUCUAUCCUGACCAGCAAGAGAGGAAGAUUAGAGGGCUAAGUCUCACAAGCCCCUUUCACACUGCCAUUCCGGCAAAUACAGGGGUAAAGUGUUCCUGUAAUUGUUCCCUGGUCGCUAGAUUUGGCACUUUCACACUGCCAGUGAUGACCCGGUAUAUGUGCGUGCUUUCACACACAACCCUUGAAGAUCCCGUAACGACAUGUGACAUCAGCGCGUGACGUGUAAUGUACGAGUCGACAAUGCUUGGCACAUUAUACUUUAACUGAAGCAAGCAAACGAUCUCUGCGUCAGCGCGGAAAGUGAGGAACUAACUGAUCUCUGCUUCAUUACAGUUUGCACAUAUGUUUUCGUCGCGAAUGUUGAUCUUCCUUCAAAACAGCCGGUAAAAGAGUCGCGCGAUAACGCGCGUCAUCACUUCGAUACGGAAUUAGAUCUGGCUUUUGUUCACACAGCGCUCAUUCCGGAUCGAUUACCGCAAUGUUACUAUGUCCCCGACCCGGGUUCGAUUCGGUAAUCAAUUCCGGGACGUGGUUGCUUUCACACAGAAGGUGACCAGGCAAUGUUACGGGAAUAUUGCGGGUCCGACGUGCAGUGUGAAAGGGGCUACAGAGGCUGUGUUUCCCUCAAAGAAGACUCGUGUCUGCUUUCCGUUUCCCGGCCUUGUGUUUUAUGGAAGCUCUUUUGUAAGAGCCCUUCAGCCCAAGAAAAUUACUGCUGAGAUAGUUGACCCACAAACUCAAAAGAGCAUUUCAUCACUUCUCACUGCCGUGGCAAUCAGUUCCCUACCCCAUAUUGGCAAUCUGCCAAUCAAAACACUAAAACCACUGUUCAUCUGGCUUCAGGCUUGGACAGCUUUCCCGGAUGUGUCAGGUUGUAAAAGUGCAAGGUUGUAUAGGUUGUAAAAACCAUAGAAUGAGGUUACUCAUUCCAGUGCGCACGAAGGCCACUUAUGCCGCAUUUCCACCAUUACCCAGAACAUUUGUACCAGGAACUUUUUUCCCCCCAGACCUGUUGCUUUCUGCGUUUCCACCGCGGUGUAAAGUACCGGGAAGAUUCGACAAAUAGUCUGGUGACGUAGGUCUGCGCGCGUUUCUCAAUACAAAGUACGCUGAUUUUGGAUGUACAUCCUCGGUAGAUCAGACUUUGUGCAUUCGACUCGGGAGUGUGAUGUCUGCGACGACGUAAAUCCGGUAAUUCUGCAAACGGCAGCGUACUUGAUAACAUCAGUCAGCUUGCCUUGACUACUGCAAUUUUCCUCACUGUAUAUUUACAAUAAAACGCAAUAGGAUAUCAAAUACCACUGCCUCCUUUCAUUUUCAUUUUAACAUAAUAACAGCUGCAGAAAUGUACUUAGUUCAGGGAUAUAUGUAUUUAUACAGCCAUUACAAUGAAACAAAAUAUUAUAUAAAUUUGCCUAUUUUAAUUUAAAUUUUAACAUAUAGAUAAAUUGAAUACAGACCAAAGAUAACCUGUUAGAUUUACCCAAAACAAAUGAUAUUUUAUGUUUAACCACUAAAGAGACAUCAAAGCCAGCGGGACAUAUCAGAAGGUCUAGCCGAGGUGAGGCUCACGUCUCCAAGAUCGGCGAAACACAUUUUUAAAUAGGCGCUGUCUUUAUAAAUAAACCAAAUAUUUGAGUUUUAAACAACUACAUUCUCGCCUGAAAUACUUUUAAGAUUACAUUUCAUGACACAAUAACAGUAAUAUUUUGAUCCGAAUAAAUGGUGGUUGAACUCAACCAAUGCUGUAUGAACUCAACCAAUCAGGACGUUUAGAGCACAAGUCCCGCCCCCGAAAGUUCCAGAACUUUAAAAAAGUACUACUUCGCCAGCAGGGACUUUUCUGAGGGGCAUUUUUUUUUACCCGGAGCUUUAUUUAGUUCCUGGUUUCUGCGGUGGAAACACACGAAGUACCAGGCCAAAGUCCCUAGUUCCUGGGUAAAGUUCCUGCGGUGGAAACGCGGCAUUAGCUUCAGAUGUAUUAUUCAUACUUUGGUACAGCAUAGUGAUGCACAUGCUUACAGGCUGAAGUGCAAACAUUGCUUGUAAAAAGGAGCAAUAGAGACUGUUCCCCCGGCGAACAGUGAGCAAUAUAGGUCGCCUGGUUCAAAUGAUCUGGUCUGUCUUCUAGAGGGCAGAGUUAGACCUCUUUGCCGAAGAAGACUACUUUUACUGCCCAAUUUACUUUUUGAAGCACCAAGAUGCCCAGGCCCACGAUUGCCCCAGCGCUCACUUGUAUGCCUUUCUGACUGGUGUACAGGAUGCAGCCUGGAUCCGUCCUCUUGUGACGUGCCACACGUGCUAACCUUUAUUACAAGAGUUGCUGGAUAAAGGGUGCACCCAAAGUUACACACUCAAAGUUUAUGUGGCAACCAUCGCAGCGAAUCAUGUUCUAGUGGUUGGCCAAUAAGUGACUAAAAAUUACCUGGUCGUUAAAUUUCUGAGGGUAGCUCCGAUGUUGAACCUGUUUCGUCCUCGUACUGUGUCUACGAGGUCCUUCCUUCGAGCUGCUCCAGUUGGCUGAUUUGCGGCACCAGUCGCUCAAGAACACCCUUCUCUUGGCAUUAGCAUCGGUCAAGUGAAUAGGUGAACUGCAAGCACUGUCGGUCAGUGCCUCAUGUCUUGAGUUUGGGUCUAACGACUGAAAAGUCAUCCUCAUGCCAAGACAAGGCUAUGUGCUUAAGUUUCUCUCAACCCUGUUUAGAGCACAAGGUAUUAUCUUUCUAGCUCUUCCUAGUUCAGAGGACGAGCAGUGUCCCAAUCCACUUUGCCCUGUUAGGGCUCUUAGAGUGUAUGUUGAGCGCUCUGGUCCGAUUCAACACUUGGAGCAGCUCUUUGUAAGCUUUGGAGGCUGCUCUAAAGGGCUGCCAGUUAUGAAACAAUGACCAUCUAUGGUAUAGCCCUAGCUUAUGCUACAUUGGGCCCACUCCACUCUAGGAAUGACCACCUCUUGGGCUCUUGGGCAUGGUCCAGUGGAAUCUCUACUGGUGACAUCUGUGCCACUGCUGGCUGGUCAUCCUAUGUAGAUUUUACUGCUGUAUGUAGUCCCCAGUGAGUUGAGCUCAGGGCUCAUUCAUACUCAUGCUUCUUAAGGGCCCUUAUUUCGGUAUGCAGAGCUUCUUAGUUAUGCAGUUUAUUAUAACAUGUUGCUUUUUCGAUGCGUUCCCCCGUAAGCGUGUAUAUUCAACAGGAGAUACCAUUCGAAUGGGAACACUCUGGUUACUAAUUGUGACGAGUGGGGCGGGGCCGAGAGCCGUGGGAACGGGGCAAGGCUGGCAGAGUGAUUGGAAAUGAGCGACACCUGCUCGACCCACCGGUCUCAAGUCCCACGGAGGAGAUGGAAGGAUAUAAAACAGGAGCGACAACAGUGACGGACGAGAGAGGUCCAGGCCUGGUCCCACGGCUCUCGGCCCCGCCCCACUCGUCACACUAAUGUAAUCUCAGUUACGUGAGAUAAGGGAACGAGCGUUACAUAAAUUGCCAUGCUAUAAGUCUGCAUGCAAGUCGAUGGCUGCAGCUGACAGUCGAAAGAUUCUGACGAAUGGCGCUCUGAGCUAACUCAUAUAGUAGUGGCUCCUCCUCUUUUGGCAGGUUGAAGCACCAUUUGUUCAUGCAGGUACACAAACUUGAACAAAUCAGGCUUCAGUAUCAGAGUAAACAGGAGUUUUCCCCAUAAGCGUGUGUACGCAAAGCUCGUUCCCUUAUCUCAGGGAACCGAGGUUACGUUAGCAACCGGAGCGUUUAUCCCAUCAGUCUAAAUCUAUAGUACUGUUGGAAACACCACAAAACACUUGUAAUUAUUUAUUUAUAAUGUAUUGGUUAUUUAUUUUGAUAUGUAACAAUUUUGUGUGAAUGCACUGAUAGUUUUGUACAUGUGUUUUUAUUGUAUAGAUAUUUAUUAUUGAUAGAUACAAUCAAAUAAUAAUAGGACUGAAGUUGCAUGACAGACUGUACAAUCUAAUACCUGUAUGGAAAGCCCUCCUGUAUAGUUUAAUAAUAUUAUAGCUAAACUGUGAAAUAAACCGAUUUGUGGAGCUCUAAAAACGCAAUCAAUUAAAUCACAUACUGUGGAGGAAUGUCUGACACAGGGCUUUGUAGGUAUAUCUAAUACUGACAAAGUGUAGCUUAAAUUAAGUGAAAUAAAAUAGAAUAUGUUUAUCAAAAAAUUUAAGUAAAUUUUAGGCAAUGACAACGAAACAUUUUAACCAAUGAUAUUACUGUUUCAUUUUAAUAAACAAUUGUUUAAUAAACAUUA